Molecule: messenger RNA, 1684 nt
Organism: Sander lucioperca (pikeperch)
Lineage: Eukaryota; Metazoa; Chordata; Actinopteri; Perciformes; Percidae
Product: skin secretory protein xP2-like
Exons: 2
Coding region: 77-1684 (535 amino acids)
Source: RefSeq, a predicted model, not a curated record
GAGGCAGAGCAGGGCGGGACAUUCGGAAAAUUCGCUUUCUGGCCCAGCUGUCCAUGCAAUCCUGCACUAUUUUAUAAUGCCUGGAAAGCACUGCUGUGUGAUAAACUGCUCCAGUUCCUCACACGAUUGUCGUGGAAACCGUAAGAAUCCUGUGUUACAGUUUUUUCGUAUCCCUACAUGGAAAAAGCAUGAAGGAGAGCAUGUCUCCGAUGUGACAAGGAGACGUCGGAUUUCUUGGGUGGCUGCAAUUAGAAGAAAGGACAUUACUUUCGACCGCAUCCCCCAGUCCAUGAGAGUGUGCUCUCUGCAUUUUCAUUCGGGUAAACCAUCAUAUGAGAUGUUGGAGAACCACCCUGACUGGAAACCAUCUUUGCGGUUAGGCCACAGUGAUGUUAAGAAAACAGACGAAGCGAGAUUUCAGCGGCUAGUAAAGCGCAGGACCCAGCACCAGGAGCAGCUACCAUCACCGGCACAGCACCAGGAGCAGCUACCAUCACCGGCACGGCACCAGGAGCAGCUACCAUCCCCGGCACAGCACCAGGAGCAGCUACCAUCCCCGGCACUGCACCAGGAGCAGCUACCAUCCCCGGCACAGCACCAGGAGCAGCUACCAUCACCGGCACUGCACCAGGAGCAGCUACCAUCCCCGGCACUGCACCAGGAGCAGCUACCAUCCCCGGCACAGCACCAGGAGCAGCUACCAUCACCGGCACUGCACCAGGAGCAGCUACCAUCACCGGCACAGCACCAGGAGCAGCUACCAUCCCCGGCACAGCACCAGGAGCAGCUACCAUCACCGGCACUGCACCAGGAGCAGCUACCAUCCCCGGCACUGCACCAGGAGCAGCUACCAUCCCCGGCACAGCACCAGGAGCAGCUACCAUCACCGGCACUGCACCAGGAGCAGCUACCAUCACCGGCACAGCACCAGGAGCAGCUACCAUCACCGGCACAGCACCAGGAGCAGCUGCCAUCACCGGCACGGCACCAGGAGCAGCUGCCAUCACCGGCACAGCACCAGGAGCAGCUACCAUCACCGGCACGUCACCAGGAGCAGCUGCCAUCACCGGCACGGCACCAGGAGCAGCUGCCAUCACCGGCACUGCACCAGGAGCAGCUACCAUCACCGGCACAGCACCAGGAGCAGCUACCAUCACCGGCACUGCACCAGGAGCAGCUACCAUCCCCGGCACUGCACCAGGAGCAGCUACCAUCACCGGCACGUCACCAGGAGCAGCUGCCAUCACCGGCACGGCACCAGGAGCAGCUGCCAUCACCGGCACGGCACCAGGAGCAGCUGCCAUCACCGGCACUGCACCAGGAGCAGCUACCAUCACCGGCACUGCACCAGGAGCAGCUACCAUCCCCGGCACUGCACCAGGAGCAGCUACCAUCCCCGGCACAGCACCAGGAGCAGCUACCAUCCCCGGCACAGCACCAGGAGCAGCUACCAUCCCCGGCACAGCACCAGGAGCAGCUACCAUCCCCGGCACAGCACCAGGAGCAGCUACCAUCCCCGGCACAGGAAUGUGUCCUCUGCACAUGUAGACGAGAUGUAAUCAACUGUCUUUUGGAGGAAAACCGAAAGCUGAAGGAGGAGCUUGAAGAGUUUAAACGUUUAAACGCUGUGAUGAUAAUUCCUCGAGCCGUCUUUCCUGCUCCGUCUCUGACUGUGUCGCUCUGA